AUGCUUGCCCUCUUGUUUCCGGUCACGCUAGAGACUUUGGAUUAUACAGUUGUCGCAACUGCUCAGUCGCAUAUAGCUGUGAGCUUCUUGCGCGUCUGGAUCGGAACGUCGUAUUUAUUGACUUCCACAGUUUUCUUGCCGUUCUUUGCUGCCGUGGCCGAUGUUUAUGGCAGACAUUUCGGUCUCCAGAUAUCUUUACUUUUCUUCCUGGUCGGAAGUGCCCUAAGCACUGGUGCCACCAACAUCAUCAUGGUGCUGGCUGGGCGGGGCAUCGCUGGUGUUGGAGCUGCCGGUUUGCUGACAAUUGUCAGGACCAUCUUAUCCGACACGACGUCUUUAAACGCCAACAAUCUCCAACAAUCAACCAUGUUUUUAUUGUACGCUGUUGGCUUCUCCAUUGGGCCUGUCAUUGGAGGCUUCCUCGUGGCUGCAAGUUUCCGCUGGGUCUUUGCCAUCAACCUGCCGUGUACGGUCCUCGCAAUACUCUUUUGUUUUCUCUUCCUGCGCAACCGAGUUCGCGGGGGAAGUUCCUCCGAUGAACUUCCCCAAGGCAGUCGAUCAGAUACAUGGAUCUCCCGGCUCGCUUACAUCGACUGGAUCGCCACGUUCUUAUUCAUUUCCUCAGGCAUUCUGAUCCUUCUUGCCUUCAACUGGGGUCCAGGUGAUAACUGGAAGUCAGCGCGCACCAUCGCCAACCUAGUCAUAGGUGCCCUCCUUUUCGUCUUGUGUAUGGUGUGGGAGAUCAUCCUUGAGAAAAAACGACAUUCACAAACUGGAGUAUCCGGCGUAUUCCGUGCUCGUCCAAUGAUCCCACUCGAGAUGUUCACGUCGCUUGAUAUGUGUAUCGUGCAAUACGGGGCAUUCGUAUCUGGGAUCGUCAUGUUUGUGAUGUUCUACUUCGUGGCGAUCUUCAUGACGGUCGUCACCGGUCUCCCAUCUUCUCAAGCGGGCGUUCAGUUGCUCUACUUUGCACCUGGUCUUGGUGUUGGAUCGUUGCUCUCAAUUCGCCUCAUAAAGAGACUGAGACAGCCUAUCUAUCCUAUUGUGCUCGGAUCAGCUUUCAUGACUGUCGGUCUUGGGUUGAUUCAAAUGGCCAUGGAGAACAAUGUCCAAGGGCAGGUCGAUGGCUUUAUGGCCAUGUGUGGCGUUGGGGUAGGGUUAACCGCCGGGCCGCUUGUCAUCCAGGCACGGUUCAUCAAGCCCGACCAUAUCGCAAUCUCGAAUGCAAUGUUGCUCUUCUUCCGCGCCUUCGGAGGUACCGUCGGACUCGCUCAAUGUUUUACGAUAAUGAACAGCAAAGUCGACUCUUAUAUCUCGGAGGCCCUAACUAACGGCACGAUCUCGGGUGCUGACCUCGCGGUGCUUGCGGGCCUAUACGAGAGCGGGGGACUUUCCUCGAUCCAGAGCUUGGACGGACUUCCGAAUGAUGUACAAGCGGUGAUCCGGGAUGCGUUUAGGAACGCGGUGAGGUGGAGUUUCGUAUCUCUCAUUCCCUGGGUUGGGUUGGCGACCCUAAGUUCGCUGUUCUUGACCAAAAUUGAGGACUCAGACCUCAAUGACAAGACUGCCCAACCUGAUAAGGAGAAACUCCAAGAUUCCGACGGUGGCGAGGUUGAGCGGCACCAGACAGCGGCAGCGGUAUGA
Messenger RNA from Pisolithus orientalis, 1644 nucleotides. RefSeq names its product MFS general substrate transporter. Gene Ontology annotation, biological process: transmembrane transport; basic amino acid transport. The record is from RefSeq and is a predicted model, not a curated record. Gene Ontology annotation, cellular component: fungal-type vacuole membrane. The coding region runs from base 1 to 1644 and encodes 547 amino acids. Lineage: Eukaryota; Fungi; Basidiomycota; Agaricomycetes; Boletales; Pisolithaceae. Gene Ontology annotation, molecular function: basic amino acid transmembrane transporter activity. The transcript has 9 exons.